GGAUUUUCUCAGAACCCGCCCACAAGUAAUGCACUUCGCAAGGAACGGGACUAAGCGCUGUCUUCACCUGGCCACCAUCCUGACUUGAUAUUGGGCCAAAUCAAGUCGACCUGUGUCUGAUAAGGUAACAACAUGGCAACCACAGCAUUAAGAUCCGUGCUGAAGGCAAAGGUAAGUUGAAAGUUUUAUAUCCAUAACUCUACUGAGUUGCAAAUGACGCAGAUAGAUUUGACAGCUCACAUUGUUUACAAAGUGCCAGGUGUCAUGUGCUGCAGGAUUUGCUUUCCUUCUUUCUUUGCAAGCCGUUACUUUUCAUUUAGGGGUUUGAAUUCUUGGCUAUCCUCUUCAGAUGAGUUUUCUGAUCAAAUGCUAUCACCCUUCAGACUUUUAUUCAAAGUAUAACCUCCUUAAAGCUGAAUUAUAAUAGAAAUAACUGUUAUGGAAAAAGUAAACCUAAAUAAAAUGUGUCACCUUGGCCCUGUUGCUGCACCCAUUCUUCUAGUUCUCGCCAGUCCUCUUGACUUUGUCCCCUUCAGGCCUCUUCAUAAGCCCACACUUUGUGAGUUGCUCAUUAAUCUCGUAGGCCAUCAGGUUGCAACAGGAAGCAGCCAGUAUUAUGUUUGUAGUGCUAGUGGGAAUAUGCAAUUCAGAGUUCCAGUCACAGUAUUAUCAUGAAAUGGAUGGAUAACAUCAACCACAUUAUGAUUUCUGCUGUUUUUUUUCUCAGGUCCCACUCAGAGUUGGCCGCAUGUGCUACUCCUCCUCAGUGGUGAGAACAAUAUACACCUACCUACUGCCAGUCUGUUGUCACAUAUUACAUCAAAUGUCGUGGAUAGGUAAUAAACAUACACGCAUCUCUCCUUACAGCCCACAACCAAGCUGUUUAUUGAUGGCAAGUUUGUUGACUCCAAGACCACAGAAUGGCUGGAUGUUCACAAUCCUGUAAGUUGUUGCAUGAAGUUGGUUUAAUAAAUCCAGACUGUGGCUGAAGGGCUUAAUGAAUACCAUGCUGUAGUUGGUAGCUCUGACGUGGUUUAUGGCUGCACAGUUGUUCAACCUGUUUGGUUUGACAUAAGCUUUGGAUUGUCUGUACAUGCAUUUAAAACAAACACAAACCUGUAGAAUAGCAAGGUGUAAUUUUGUCUACCACAGCAUGAAUAAAUACAUCUACAAUACUGAGAUGACUGAUUGCUAGCAGGAAAAAACAAAGACCUAAAACUGUUCUCCUGGAACUCGAUGUGGAAAUCCUGCCGUUUGUUCCUGACAAACUCUGACCUGCAGAUUUAUGAAAAACCCACAUCUCAGUUAAACAUCAGCCAGGAUUCACUUGUUACAUAACUUAAUGUGAACUAAAACAGCACGUGCUGAUUAGAACAAAUUGAUCUUUAGCCUGUUACUGUAACUUGAACCAAUGGUGCUCCUUUUUUUCUUCGCUACAGGCAACCAAUGAGGUAAUCUACCGUGUGCCCAAAGCCACCCAGGAAGAGAUGUUGGCUGCCGUGGACUCCUGCUCCAAAGCUUUUACUUCUUGGUCUGAAACCUCCAUCUUGGCUCGGCAGCAGGUUUUCCUGCGCUAUCAGCAGCUUAUCAAGGACAACAUUGUAAGUCAAAGGGUCCCAGAGUAUAAGUAUAAUAAACGUGAAGCUGAAAACAAAGAAGUGACACAAGGGUUGUCCUUUGUUUCAGAAAGAACUUGCAAAGUCUAUCACAGUGGAGCAGGGCAAGACCCUUGCAGAUGCAGAGGGAGAUGUGUUCAGAGGAUUGCGUAAGUUUAUCUCACUUAUACAAGUGCACACACAGAUUGGCUCUACGAAGGGCAACACAAGUGAACCUUUUCAUGUUAUGUUUGCUUCGGCUGUUAAGGGAAAGUUGAUGAGUUCUACUCGCGCUGCAUGAGCAUGAAUCAGAAGAGUCUUUUGAAAGACUGCUACAAAUAAUCACCUCUGCCCCACAUGUGUGAAUCAUUGUUUGAGACUGAUAUGAAAAUAUUGAUUUCAAUCCUCUUUCACUCCCUUCUUUGUUGCAGAUUGUAAUUCUCCUACAUCAAACCCUUGACUAAUGAGAAGUUUUAGUUGGCCUUCACAAAUACAUCAUUAAAGAUUAAUUAUCUUUGCUAAUUUUAACCCCACCCAAUGUCCACACCAGAAGCAGUUUGAAUAAAGCACAUAAUUAAACACAUAUCAGAACACAUUUGCAAAAUAAUCCAAAUGUCAUGAGAUUAUGUUUCUGUCUUUUGUUUGCAGAGGUUGUGGAGCACGCCUGCAGCAUCACCUCUCUAAUGCUGGGUGAAACUCUGCCCUCCAUCACAAAGGACAUGGACACCUACACAUACCGCCUGCCUCUUGGGGUGUGUGCUGGCAUUGCCCCCUUUAACUUCCCCGCCAUGAUCCCUCUGUGGAUGUUCCCCAUGGGUAUGGUGUGCGGGAACACCUACUUGCUAAAGCCCUCAGAACGAGUGCCGACAUGCGCCAUGCUGCUGGCCAAGAUGCUGCAGGAUGCCGGCGCUCCAGAUGGGACGCUCAACAUCAUCCACGGUCAACAUGAUGGUGAGAGUUUGUGUGCGACAUUUUUAGUCUGUGACUGACUUGGUCAUUUUUUGUGUCUCAGCUUAUCUAUGGUGUAGAUGAAAGUGAUCUGUUAAUCUUGGCAAGGUAUAGUUUUCUGAAUAUAUUUAAUUGUACUUAAUAUGAAUUUCAAGUAGUUCUUGAAAUGUUUGAACUAAAGUCAAUCAAAGUUACUUGAUUAUCACAAAAUGUAUCACAAGAUAUCUUUCAUAUCUAUGCAGUUAAUUUACUGUUGUCAAAGAAGACCCUCAGGUUUUAGUAAAAAAAUUGAUGUAAUUUGUUAUUAUGGACAUUCUUUACUAUUUCUGUCCCAAAAAACAGAAUAGAUUAAAAAAAUAACCACCUAAUCUCAGUUUUUGUUUUUUUCCGUUGUCAACUAUUGUGUUAUUGGGAAAAUAGCUGAAUUAUCUGUGUAAUCUAGUUCCACACAGUAUUUUAAACAUGAGUACUAAUAUUUUUGAUUUAAAAGAAUAAAUUUCAAUUUCUCCCACAGCCGUGAACUUCAUCUGUGACCACCCUGCUAUAAAAGCCAUUAGUUUUGUUGGCUCCAAUCAAGCUGGGGAGUACAUUUAUGAGAGGGGAUCUAAAAAUGGCAAGAGGGUCCAGUCAAACAUGGUGAGUAGGACACUGUGAUGCCAGACAGUUGCUUUAGUAAAUGUCCAGGAGGUGGCAGCAUUGGUCCAUAGAUUCUUGUUGCUUCUCCUCACUGCCAGCUGUGCAGAGGUGAAGAGUGUUAAUCAGAGAUUGCAGCUGUGCAUCACUGAUAAAGAGCCAAGUUGUGAAUAAUGGGUGUUCCAGCUAUCAAAUUUUAAGUGUGUCCAUCAACCUCAUAAGGAUUGAAUUUGUGAAAUUUGGAGGUUGUUUUAAUGUUUUUUCUAAUGUUGACAUCAAACAGUUGGAGGGUAACCACUUCUUAUGCACUGUAGGGAGCCAAGAACCAUGGUGUGGUAAUGCCUGAUGCAAACAAGGAGAACACUCUGAACCAGCUUGUGGGUGCAGCGUUUGGGGCAGCGGGACAGCGCUGCAUGGCCCUAUCCACGGCCAUUCUGGUGGGCGAGGCUCGGAGCUGGCUGCCGGAGCUGGUGGACCGAGCCAAGGCCUUGCGAGUGAACGCAGGUACCGCACCCCAUCACUCCACCCUUCACCUCUUUCUCUCCUGAGCCUCUGUGCACUAAGGGCCCUCAGUUCAGUCAUUUUGGUGGCCACCCACGCCGCCCUAACCGCACCUCUUGCUUUUUGCGCUGUUGUAACUUUACGUUGGAGUCAGCUGGGCCCGUUGAGUCAGCCAUGCUGCAAAUUUGUGGCCAGAUCCGCAGCUCAGGCAUAAAUAGCGGUCCAGAGCAUCAAAACCUUUUCAGAAAGGAAUGAUGUGGAGUAAAAUUGAGAAGGAUUUUCCCUGUUUGCCGUGAUAUGGACUCUAAUUUGUGUUGUACACAGGAAACCCAUAAGUAUCCAUUUUUGAGGGUGUGCCUGAAGGUGCCCCUCGUCCUGGCUUUUGCGUGUUUGCGGCAAAAGACAUAUUUGAAUGUCAUACCCAUAAUGUGCUCACAUCAUGUGAAUGCCUUUCUAUGUAACCUUAUAGCUGGUUGUUUUUUGGGGCCCUGCUAGGAGACCAACCUGGAGCAGACGUUGGGCCCCUGAUCUCUCCACAGGCCAAGGAGAGAGUAUGCAGUCUUAUCCAGAGUGGCGUGGAAGAAGGAGCUUCUCUGCUCCUGGAUGGCAGAAGUGUUAACGUCAAAGGUUAUGAGAACGGCAACUUUGUGGGACCGACUAUCAUUGGCAAUGUCACAGUACGUGGGUUUAUUAUCUUAAUUUGAGUUAGAAUCCGAGCCCGGUGAAGAGAAAACUCUAACAUGCUGAAUUUUGUGCUCUGCAGCCUAAGAUGAAGUGCUACACUGAGGAGAUCUUUGGGCCUGUGUUGGUUGUUCUCGAAGCAGAGACUCUGGAUGAUGCCAUCAGUAUGGUCAACAACAACGUCUAUGGCAACGGAACAGCUAUCUUCACCACAAAUGGUGCCACUGCACGCAAAUACACUCAUGAGGUGGACGUGGGCCAGGUGAGUGGCUGCAGCCUCCAAAUGUGUUCCUCAGUUUUGAGAGAAAGGAGACAUUCACAUCAGCCUGUCAUGUCUAUGCAGCAUCUCAAACAAGGGGGAUCAUCACUUUUCCGUUUACAAAACCUUCACACACAUUAAAAAAAACAAUUAUUUUCCAUGUCAAGUAUAGCCUUGUUUGCCCCUAACCUAAAAUAAACAGCUUUAGCAUUCCCCUUCCCUCCACUUCCCCACUGGUAAAGGCUACAAAUAGCAACAGCAAAUAUAUGUUUUACCUGAAAACAGGGGGACAUAGAAACAUUUUUCCGGGUAGUACUCGAGGAGGGAAAUCUUAAAUUUAACUCAAAAAGGGAUUCCUAGGGACCUGUUCAUCAUUUUAGCGUACACACAGGCAGCCUUUAGCCUGUUUGUUUGCCUGUGGAGCCCUAGUUAUGCCCUGUGUUUGCUGUUCACAUGUCGGGGAAUGCUGUGCAGGCCAUGUGCUGUACUCUUCUCCAAACCUCGAUGCAACAAACAUCUACUUUCCUUUUUUUUCCUUCCUGCACCUUCGCCAAAAGGCCUUAGUGUUCCAAAUGUAUUCCCGCUGUUUCAAAUAUUUAAAACCAACCACGCCAAACCUCUACUGCUUUCAUAACAAAAUGUUUUAUUUAGUUUUUUUUCGCUUUUAAUAAGAGUGUGCUGUGCUGUAACAUGAGCCGCAGGUUGCUGUCAUGUAAGCUUGCUGAACACGGGUAUACCACAUUUUUCAUCUGCUGCAUCUCACUCAUCGCAGCAAUCUAGCAUCAAGGGGAUUUGUUUUACAAAGCUUUCAAUUAUGGAACUGAACAGACAAAUACUUGUCAUCUACAGGUGGGAGUCAACGUUCCCAUCCCAGUGCCACUACCCAUGUUCUCCUUCACUGGAUCAAGAGGAUCUUUCAGAGGAGACAUGAACUUCUACGGAAAACAAGUAUGAAAUACAUAAGCAAGCAUUGUGUUGUUCCAGGUGUAACACACAGACAUACAGUGUGUUGUUUAUGGAAAUGGUUUUAUUUUUUUCUCUGCAGGGUAUCCAGUUCUACACACAAAUAAAAACAGUCACCUCACAGUGGAAAGCAGAGGAUGCCACUUUGAAAAGCCCUGCUGUUACCAUGCCAACUAUGGGGCGCUAAAUACUCCCGAAUGCUACUGUUAGAAGUUCAAAGAACCAGAAGACUUGGAGACUAAUAUAAAACCAUUAAUGUGAAUAUUUUAUUAACAGAAAUUUUGAAUACUUUUGCAGACUUUAUGUUCGAUUUGAUGCCUUUAAAUAAAAAGACUGUGGCCAAGAUUUCAAUGUGAACAGCUGAGGCAAUGUUUUCAUUUCAAUGUCAUUACCUCAAAUACAACAGUACUGAAACUCCUACUAACGGUGAAGUGUGUACAAUCCACAUAAAUCAUACCCACUUUGGACAUACUGCAUUAUGUUCCCCUGACUCAACAUCCACUGUUUGUUUACUGAUAUGUUUUUCUCCAGUGUAUAUUUAGAUACCACAGUACCUUUUGGUUGGAAAGUUUUUUUUGUUUUUGUUUUUUUAAAGGAAACAGAUCCUUUAAAUGAAGUCACACAAACAUCAUAUAGUCACGAGUCAUGUUUUGAUGCACAGCAAGAUAUUUAUAAAGAGCACAAACAAACAGCUGUGUGCUCCACAGUAUACGUGAUUGACACUGUGGGAGGCACACAAAGCAAAGGCAAACAAUCCAGAGUUCGAUGUGCUCUGCAGAGGCCAAACAGAGGUCAUGUGGUGUGUAUAUCCGGUAAGCUGGUUGGGUUCGGGGGCAGAACGGGCUCAGGCGCCUCUGUGAUGAAGGUGGCCGGGGACUGCUCCUCUCUAAUUCUGCAAGACAGUCAUCAUUAUGCAAUGCUGAAAUGCAACUGUCUAAUAAAUCACAUGUUAGCAGUUAUGUUCACACAGCCCAUGCUUUCUAAGCUAAACAUGG
Xyrichtys novacula (pearly razorfish) is the source of this 6575-nucleotide messenger RNA. The record is from the annotation of a GenBank genome assembly. NCBI's taxonomy places the organism in Eukaryota, Metazoa, Chordata, Actinopteri, Labriformes, Labridae.